Messenger RNA from Arabidopsis lyrata subsp. lyrata, 2844 nucleotides. RefSeq names its product 26S protease regulatory subunit 7 homolog A. Gene Ontology annotation, cellular component: proteasome regulatory particle, base subcomplex. The record is from RefSeq and is a predicted model, not a curated record. Gene Ontology annotation, molecular function: RNA binding; ATP hydrolysis activity; peptidyl-prolyl cis-trans isomerase activity. NCBI's taxonomy places the organism in Eukaryota, Viridiplantae, Streptophyta, Magnoliopsida, Brassicales, Brassicaceae. Gene Ontology annotation, biological process: protein peptidyl-prolyl isomerization; proteasome-mediated ubiquitin-dependent protein catabolic process.
AAGAACGAAAAGCGAAACAGAGGAAUCUAAAAUCUCUCAGUCGCGACAGCUUCCGGCUACUACAAGAUCGCCGCCGUGAAAUUUCUUCUCCAGCUCUCUGUUUCUGAGAUUGGCAAACAUGUCAGUUCUUAUUAGGACAAGCCUAGGGGAUAUAGUGACUGAUCUCUACACAGAUAAAGCCCCUAAAACCUGCAAUAAUUUUCUCAAGCUAUGCCGUAUGAAGUAUUACAAUGGGUGCCUUAUCCACACAGUAAAGGAUUCCAUAGCAGAAACAGGUGAUCCAACAGGAACAGGGUCUGGUGGAGACUCAAUAUACAAAUUUCUUGAAGGUGACCAUGCUCGGUUCUUCAGCGAAGAGAUUUGCCCUGAAUUGAAACAUUCAAAGACUGGCACUGUUGCUAUGGUUAGUUCUGGUGAAAAUCUGAAUGCUUCCCAGUUCUAUAUCACACUUUGCGAUGAUCUUGACCAUCUUGAUGGGAAACACACUGUGUUUGGGGAGGUUGUCGAGGGGUUUGACGUUUUGACUAGUCUAGCCAAAGUUUCUGUUGAUGCGAAGAACAGACCCUGUAAAAACAUAAGAAUAGAGCACACAUAUAUACUUGAAGAUCCAUUUGAUGAUCUCCCACAACUGGCUGAAUUGAUACCAGAUACUUCCCCUGAGGGAAAACCGAAGGAAGAGGUCACAGAUGACGGGCGACUCGAAUAUGAUUGGGUUCCAACAGAUGAAGAACUUGGUCCUCAGGAACUGGAGGAGGUCAUCAACAAAAACGCUGCCCAUUCAAGUGCUGUUUUACUUGAAACUAAAGAAGAUAUCCCUGAGGCUGUGGAGGAUUCUAGCACUUUGCUUUACAUAUGGGGUUUGAAUCCUUGUACUGAUGCAGAUGGCCUCAACACCAUUUUUUCCCGCUUUGGAACAGUCAUCUCGGUUCGAGUCCUCCGGGAUCGCAAGACUGGUGAGAGCUUAGGUUGUGCAUUAAUCCAGUUUGAAAAUGAGGUUGCAAGCAAAGAAGCCCGUCUUGUGAUGGAUAAUUGUACUAUCGAUGAUAGACGAAUCUCCGUAGAAAUUGAGGACUGCUUUGUGGAAAGUAUUUCACAUACCCGGGAAAAAGAAGAACAUCAUGCUUCACAUUUCCGGUGGAGAGAGGGGCCUUACUCUGCACGUAUAAAGAAAGUAGAGAAAGAAAUCAAUGAGCUCGCCGAGAAGAUCAACAAUCUUUGUAGUAUCAAGGAGUCUGACACGAAUACUGGGUUAUCUCUUCCCAGUCAAUGGGAUCUCAUAGCUGAUAAACAGAUGAUUGUUGACGAGCAGCCUCUGCAUGUUGCGACAUGCACACAGAUAAUCAGUCCAAAUACUGAAGACGCAAAGUAUGUCGUUGAUAUGGAAAAGAUAGGCAAGUUUGUUGUUGGACUUGGCGAUAAAUCUUCUCCCACUGAGAUAGAAGUAGGAAUGCGUGUGGGAGUUGAUAGGAAGAAAUAUCAGAUACAGAUUCCUCUACCUCCAAAGACUGAUCCUCGUGCUAUCAUGAUGACGGUUGAAGAGAAACCGGACAUAACUUACUGUGAUAUCGGUGGCUGCAAGGAGCAGAUUGAGAAGAUUAGAGAGGUUGUUGAACUACCAAUGCUUCAUCCAGAGAAAUUUGUGAGGCUUGGGAUAGAUCCUCCCAAGGGCGUUCUUUGCUAUGGUCCUCCGGGUACUGGAAAAACCCUUGUGGCUAGAGCUGUAGCUAAUAGAACCGGUGCUUGCUUUAUCAGGAUUAUUGGCAGUGAGCUCGUUCAGAAGUACAUCGGUGAAGGAGCAAGGAUGGUUCGUGAACUGUUUCAGAUGGCACGCUCAAAGAAAGCUUGCAUUUUGUUCAUUGACGAAAUCGAUGCCAUUGGUGGUGCAAGAUUUGAUGACGGUGUAGGCGGUGAUAAUGAAGUCCAACGUACUAUGCUUGAGAUUGUGAAUCAGCUUGAUGGGUUUGACGCACGUGGUAACAUCAAGGUUCUUAUGGCAACAAACAGGCCUGACAUACUGGACCCUGCUCUUUUACGUCCUGGACGUCUUGACCGCAAGAUUGAGUUUUGUCUGCCUGAUCUGGAGGGCAGAACACAGAUCUUCAAGAUUCACACACGAACCAUGAGCUGUGAAAGAGACAUCCGGUUUGAACUCCUUGCUGGUCUCUGCCCAAAUUCAACAGGAGCUGAUAUCAGAAGUGUGUGCAUAGAAGCCGGAAUGUAUGCAAUAGGAGCUAGGAGAAAGGCUGUGAGUGAGAAAGACUUUCUGGACGCAGUGAACAAAGUGGUUAAAGGCUAUCAAAAGUUCAGUGCAACUCCCAAGUAUAUGGCCUACUACAUUUAGAGAGAAGUCAGUAAUGCCAAGAAUCCAAGUUGCUUUUACCCCAUUCAUCAAUCUGCCAACUGCAUCACUCGUCUGAUUGAGAAGAUCGAGGCACCGGUUAUAUACCUUUCUUCUCAUGCAGCCGAAAGCGACUACCUCGUGAUACAGCUGACAAAUAGGAUGCAUUGUCAUACAGACAUGGUCUCGAGGAUAUGCGAUGCGAUGAGUAUCUCUGUGCCAAAGGAGCUGCCUAUUUUGUAGCAGAUCAUGAGUAAUGAUGAUUAACACGAAAUCCAGUCUCUGUCUUGUGAGUUCUCAUCAUCAACAUCCUAGUUCUCUUCUAUUUUGUGCAUAGUUUUUUUGUGUAUCAUACAAUAAAGCCAUGCUACAGUUUCUUCUAAUGUUUAUCAGAGAUUGCUUUGGUUAAAUCAAAUACUAACCAUUUGUUGUUUGCUUGUAAUUUGUCAAUAUCAUGUAAAUCCUGAUCCACAAUUUCAAUAAGACAACCUUUGUUAUACCAAAUU